This is a messenger RNA of Eimeria necatrix, 1152 nucleotides long. RefSeq lists its product as hypothetical. Bases 1 to 1152 code for a protein of 383 amino acids. The record is from RefSeq and is a predicted model, not a curated record. The transcript is spliced from 10 exons. Gene Ontology annotation, cellular component: cytoplasm. Lineage: Eukaryota; Apicomplexa; Conoidasida; Eucoccidiorida; Eimeriidae. Gene Ontology annotation, molecular function: protein binding.
AUGAACCCAGCCGAGGGCAGCGAGGGAACGGAGGGGACCCUGGCUAGCCGUCCUGUGAACGACGAAGGCGCAGGAGCAGCCAACGAAACAGGGUCUUCAGAUGCAGCAAAUUCUUCAGAAAAGAAGGAAUGCCCAUGUAAAGGCUCAGACAUCUCUUCAGCAGAGGAGGGAGCCAAUAUCGUGCAUGCGCAACGGUUAGGAAUCGAUAUCCCCGUGGAUCCCAAUGAUGAAGAACUCUCCUUUCAGGCUUCCCGAAUUUUCAGAAUUGAAAACCUCAAGGAGCUCAAAAGACUGAGAAGGCUUGAGCUAGUUGCAAAUGAAGUGACUGUUAUUGAAGGCUUGGAGGAGCAAGGCCCCACCUUGGAGGAGCUGGUUCUUUAUCAAAACCACAUCAAAUGCAUAGACAACAUUCGGCACCUAACAAAUCUAAGGAUUUUGGAUCUAUCUUUUAACGGAAUAAGACGGAUUCAGAACCUCGAGACACUAGUUAACCUGAGGGAAUUGUUCCUCUCGAAUAACAAAAUUACUAAGAUAGAAGGCCUCUCAACUCUGACGGAACUGCGCAUGCUAGAGUUGGGGUCCAAUCGAAUUCGCUUAGUGGAGGGCAUAGAAAAUCUCACAAAGCUCACGGAGCUGUGGCUAGGGAGGAAUAAAAUAACGCGCUUGGAAUUGCCGUCUUUGCCCCUGCUAGGCCGUGUCAGCCUGCAGUCCAACCGCAUCGAGGAGUGGAAUAUCGGGUUUUUUGAAAAAUGCCCGAAACUUCGAGAAUUGUACUUGUCGCACAACAAUCUCCCGUCCCCGCCCGCAGAGAUCAACCGACUGGAGGAACUGGCGGUUCUUGAUUUAUGUUGCAACAGAAUCGACGAUCUGGAAGCUGUGGCGUCACUUUCGAAGCUGCAGGACCUGUGGCUGAAUGACAACAAGCUGGAGACACUUGAAAAGAUCCGCUGUUUGCAAGUUCUUCCAUCUUUGGAUACGCUGUACCUUGAGCGGAACCCCCUACAGGCCAAUCUGGGUCCAGGGUAUAGACAGGCAGUUACAGACCUCUUGCCGCGACUCUCGCAGUUGGAUGCCAUUUCCCUUAGUGCUACCGUCCACAUUGUGCAGCAUGAAGGGAACGAAUCCCGAGUCAAGCCAAUAUUAAAGCGCUGA